Eutrema salsugineum is the source of this 636-nucleotide messenger RNA. Its product is annotated as early nodulin-like protein 3. The record is from RefSeq and is a predicted model, not a curated record. Lineage: Eukaryota; Viridiplantae; Streptophyta; Magnoliopsida; Brassicales; Brassicaceae. Gene Ontology annotation, molecular function: electron transfer activity. The coding region runs from base 61 to 636 and encodes 191 amino acids. The transcript is spliced from 2 exons. Gene Ontology annotation, cellular component: plasma membrane.
CCAUCUAAUCUCAAUAUAUACAACUCUCUAAAAGCUUAAGAGACCUAAAACAGAACAAAGAUGCUUUAUAGGUUACUCUUUCUUGUGUGUCUUUUGGUGAUCAUUCAUACGGUCUGCGCAAGAGAGUUUGUGGUAGGAGGAUCAAAGGGUUGGACUGUUCCCUCAGAUCAUCAACUCUACAAUCAAUGGGCAGAGCAAAGCAGAUUCCAAAUCAACGACUCUCUGCUUUUCGUCUACCGACCAAACCAAGACUCAGUGCUUCAAGUGACAAGAGACGCUUACGAUAGCUGCAACACAGACGGAGCCACCAGUAAAUUCACAGACGGACACACUUCCUUCACGCUUGACCGGUCUGGACCAUACUAUUUCAUCAGUGGAGACAAAGACAAAUGUCACAAGAACCAGAAGCUUGUAAUCAUCGUCAUGGCUGAUAGAAGCAGUAGCAACACAACAACUCCAUCAUCACCACCACCUUCUCCUUCAGUAGAAUCCUCACCUUCUCCUUCUUACACUGGAACCUUUGAAAUAACCCCGGCGCCUUCACAAGAGACUCCAGGAAACACAGCUUCGCCUUCUUCUUCCUCUCUUUUGCCUUCUGCUCUCAUUGUUACUCUGUUUCUCUCUCUUUUCAGCUAA